AUGAGGGCCUUCAACACUUUAUCAUUCCUUUGGGUGUUGCCUACCGUUUUUGCCUUCAGUCAUCCUGGCCUCCUUGUAACUGAUCAAGAUAUCGCCCGAGCGAAGACCAAGAUUGCCGCUGAGAAAGAACCAUGGAUUGGUUCCUGGAACAAGCUGAUUAGCCUCGAAUUUUCCAGUGCCUCUUACACGAACAACGCCGUGAGCAGUAUUGCUCGUGCUGAAAAUGGGGAGCUCCUGUGGCACGAUGCGGCUGCUGCAUUCAACCUUGCCCUGCGCUGGAAGAUAUCUGGGAACGACUCGUAUGCCGCAGCCGCGUCCGACAUCCUUAUGGCCUGGGCGAGUAAGCUGCAAGCCCUCACCGGCGGCGGAGACGACGACUACCUAACCGCCGGGCUACAGGGCUACGAGCUUGCUAAUGCUGCCGAAUUGUUGAGGGACUAUGCACCAUUUGCCGACAACGGUUUGUCUGCCGUCACCUCUAUGAUGACAACCAUCUUCCUGCCGAUGAACGUGGACUUCCUCAAUCACGUCCUGGGGUCGGAGCACAACGUCAAGCACUUCUUCGCCAACUGGGAGCUCUGCAAUGUCGCUUCCGCCAUGGCCAUUGGUGUUCUCGCCGACAACCGAACCGCCUGGGACUUCGCGGUGGACUACUUCAAGAAUGGAGUUGGCAACGGCGCGAUCGGCAACACCAUCACGAACAUCGUGGAGGAGCCGGGCACUGGUAAACCCCUAGGCCAGGGCCAGGAGUCGGGCCGUGACCAGGGACAUUCCUCUCUCAAUUUCCAGCUGCUCGGGGCCAUCGGCCAGCAGGCAUGGAACCAAGGCGAGGAUCUUUUUGCCUACAAUAACAGUCGUAUUCUUCUCGGUGCAGAAUACUUCGCUCGGUACAAUCUUGGCUACGACGUCCCGUUUGAACCCUACACCAAUGGCAUCGUGAGCUACACUACCAUCAGUUCCGCAUCUCGGGGUGCCAUUCGGCCAAACUGGGAGCUUUUGUACGCCCAUUACGUCCAAAUCAAGGGCCUCGACGCGCCAUGGACAACUAAAUACCUCAACAAUACAUUAACUUUCUUCGGCGGCUUUGAAGGAGGAGCGGGAUCAUGGGGUGAGGGUUCUGGCCACUAUGAUGGACUUGGCUGGGGUUCCUUGCUGUACCAUUUGGAUGAGUCCGAUCUCGAUACCUUGCCAUCAGUCCCUUCAGCCAUUGAGACUUCAACAGCGGUCAGCUCAACGGCCGUUUCUUCGAUUUCCACCAGCGCAGCCACUAGUACUGCGUUGCCCAACGCGAGCACACUCUCCGCCGCCGACGCUACAUUGAGUACCUCCAGCAUCGCACCUGGCACGACCACUCCUACCAUGACCACUCCUACCACGCCGUAUGUUAGUAUGCAGUCUUCCCUCCCAUCGACAACUGAACUCAGCACGCCCGUCACUGGCAAGCCGCAGACUGAGCACAGCCGCACUGGAAAAGUCUGCCCGGCUAGAAAAGGACGCAAACACCGACACCAAAAGACACGUAGACAUAUCUGA
Ilyonectria robusta is the source of this 1533-nucleotide messenger RNA. RefSeq names its product chondroitin AC/alginate lyase. Gene Ontology annotation, molecular function: lyase activity. Lineage: Eukaryota; Fungi; Ascomycota; Sordariomycetes; Hypocreales; Nectriaceae. The record is from RefSeq and is a predicted model, not a curated record. Gene Ontology annotation, cellular component: periplasmic space. The coding region runs from base 1 to 1533 and encodes 510 amino acids. The transcript is spliced from 2 exons.